AUGACUCGGCGCCUUCUUCUCCAUCGCAUCGCCUCCACUCCACCGGCGGAAUUACGUUCUUCAGACUUCAAUACUCGAUCGAAUGAAAUAAAGAAGCUUACUGAAAAAUUGACGCCUUUCCCUUGCCCUGGACGCAGCUCUCCAGAAACUUCAAUCGAUCCAAGGAACGUUUCCUUACUUCCACCAUUGGUCCUCUCCAGAAACUUCAAUACUCGUCCUCGCUAUCGCUUUUAUCAAUCAUCUUCAUCCUCUUUCGCAUCUCCGGCGCCACCCUCUCACACCUCCGGCGCCAUCGUCGCACAGCAGAGGUCGCUUCAGACAUUUCAACAAACACUUGGUGGGCAAAUGUCGAAAGGGCUUAUCUGGGCAACUGCAGAUGAUCUGGCAAGAAACAGGGGAAAGGUUCUUUCUCUGUAUAGGCAAAUACUCAGAAGCUUAAAUUCACCUGAUUUGCCAUUAAAUUUAGCAGCAAGAUUGCACAGGAAAGCACAGGCACGUGCCAUUUUCAUGUUGGCUGCUGAAGAACGAUCCAUACACAACAUUAAAGAUCUGUUUGAUAUAGCUGAAUAUUCUUUAUCUCUCUUGAGAAAAGGAGAAAUCCCUAAAUAUAUUCAGUGACAAAUUUAUAAAUCAUAAUAAAAAAGUAUGUAGGAAGGGAUAGUAUUGUAAUUUUAACAAGGCAUUUGGUUUCUUCUCUUAACUAAAAACCAUCAACUUUAGUAGAAAAGUGAUACGAGGCGAGUAAUGAUUUAAGGGGGGUUUCUUUUUAUAAAUUUGUCAAGACAUUAAUUUAUAUGAAAUCUUAUCAAACUCCUUGCUACUUUCCUGUC
Messenger RNA from Lactuca saligna, 830 nucleotides. The record is from the annotation of a GenBank genome assembly. NCBI's taxonomy places the organism in Eukaryota, Viridiplantae, Streptophyta, Magnoliopsida, Asterales, Asteraceae.